AUGACACCUCUACACAGCAUCGACGCUCCUCGUGCUGCCGAUUGCAUCGAAUCCGCUGUCGACAGCAUCGACAAUCCACGCGAUCAUCUCAAACCGCAUGUUGAUGAUUCCUCCGUUCGCUGUUCUCCUCUUUCGAGCCGCUCUUACUCCCCUUCUGAAAUUCUGCAGUACUACGUUACUACUUCCUCUGUCAACAAGACCGAUACAAUAGAAAAAUUCCAAGCGGAAGUGCUCCGGGCGAUAACACACAACACUCCUGGUGAUCAUCUCUUUACACAUGUGCCUCCCUGCUGGGGUUUGAAAUGCUUUAAAGAGCUAGACGAGUUUUACAACUGCAGAAAAACUUGGAAUAGUGUUGACCUCACCCUUCGAAUUAAAACUAUGCCGGCACAGGUACACGAUUCUCACCAUGGGUGGAUUGGAAUAUCGAUGCAGCGAUGGGCAGUGACGCCAAAUCUGUGGACGGAGGCCGAGGGCCUCCUCUGCGUCGCCCAAGUUGGUACAACCAUUGAAUACACUUCGGGGCCGUUAGUGGGUUCCAAGAAAGAACCUGAUCUUCUGUUUGCAGUCAACCGACAGAAGUAUCCGACAUUUGCUAUUGAGGCAGGCUGGUCAGAAUCUGCCCCCCGCCUCAUCCAUGAUAAAGACCUCCUGUUUAAUGGCGCGCAGGGCGACACUCAAGUUGUCAUCACAAUUAAGUGGAGAAAGAAUAUCAACUAUCAAGUUUCAGGAAGUUUGAAAGUAUGGCGUUGGGGACAAGCCAGCCCGCUAGAGAUGACCAUCUUUCCCCGGCCUGUGAAUGGCUCAUUGGAGGAAAUCCAUUUAUCUCGCAGUGAAGUCCUGGGCCAGUCUAUUCAACCGGGACGUAACGCCAGUGAUAUUCUUCCCCUGCGACUAGACCAUUUGCGACAUAUUGCCGCGGAUAAGCUGGCUGUCAUGGGUUUGACCCAUACCUGA
Penicillium taxi is the source of this 957-nucleotide messenger RNA. RefSeq lists its product as uncharacterized. NCBI's taxonomy places the organism in Eukaryota, Fungi, Ascomycota, Eurotiomycetes, Eurotiales, Aspergillaceae. The record is from RefSeq and is a predicted model, not a curated record. The transcript has 3 exons. The coding region runs from base 1 to 957 and encodes 318 amino acids.